Procambarus clarkii (red swamp crayfish) is the source of this 4245-nucleotide messenger RNA. Its product is annotated as lactosylceramide 4-alpha-galactosyltransferase. Gene Ontology annotation, biological process: glycosphingolipid biosynthetic process. Lineage: Eukaryota; Metazoa; Arthropoda; Malacostraca; Decapoda; Cambaridae. The record is from RefSeq and is a predicted model, not a curated record. Gene Ontology annotation, molecular function: hexosyltransferase activity.
UUGAGAAGAUUUGGACACUCAUUAGGGCAGACUCAAUCAAAUUCCGGUCCACGAAACCGCUGCAAUUUGUAAUUCGCUUCGCUCCUCCCCAAUUAAUAAUGUGAUCACCUAAACUUGUGUGUAGAUACAAUGCACUAGACGUUUUGGCAGUUCUAAUACUAUGAGCAUGUUGGGACAAACGCAAUUGUAAGGAUUUGCCAGUUUGUCCGAGGUACACAGACUCACAAUCAUUGCAGGGAAUCGAAUACACACAACCUGCUGAACCAGGGGGAAUUUUUAUAUUAAAUUGGACUUGAUCAUACUAUCAUUGAACACCAAAUUGAUAUAAAGGUUCUUAAAAACCAGAGGAAAGUUGUUCAAGUCCUAUCGCAUAAGGUACCACCAAUGACUUUCGAAUUUCUGUAUAGUAUAUAUAUAUGUGUGUGUUUGUGUCUGUGUGUGUGUGUGUCUGUCUGCGCGCGCGUAUAUGCGUAUGUAUAUAUGUGAGGAUGAAGAGAAUGUGUGGGGCAGACGAAUACAGAGAGAGAAUGCAGUUAGUGGAGUUAAAAUAAAUCGUCAGGAGACACAGAAGACUGAAUGUGAAGUGUCGACACUCUACGUCGAGCGUGGUACUGAAGGUGACGGUCUCAACACUGGGGAAAGACCCUCCCAGCGCCAGCAGUUGUGUGGUAGCACCGCCAGCGGGAGCACCGGUGAUAUAACGUUCUGAACAGUGACGUCCAUAUAUAUAUACAUGUCUGUGUUUCCGGUUAUUGCGUCUUGGACCCACACGCAAGCUGAUAGUGUGUCGUCUAAGACACCUUAGCUUGGCAGUGAGGAUGAGAGCGCCAGCGAGGGUCCUGGUGCCACGAGUGGCUGUGGGAACUGUUGUGUUGUGUUUCAUCUACACUUCCGGCCCCCGCGGGGAGACAAGCCAGCGCCCUACGACACCCCAGUUUCCCAGUAGCAAGAGUGAGGACGAGGAGGAGUGGUUGGCCGAAGAUAUAAGCAACGGUUCGUCCGUCUGUCCCACACCUAAGGUUCCACCCCAUGACUUCCUCAAGCUCAGAAACAUCUUCAGCCUGAAGGAGGCCCAGCAGGAGGAAGGGACCAACAUCCUGCUCCUGGAGAGUUCCUGCGCAGUUAAGCCCACCGUCCGCGCCUGGUGCGCCUUGGAGAGCUUGGCUCAACAGAACCCCGAGGCUCGGGUGUGGUAUGUGAUGACGGCGCCGCUGCUCGAGGUGAAGGACGGCCUGGCUCGCCGUCUCCUCCACCAGUACACCAACCUGCAGGUUGUCACGGCCGACCUGCAGGAGGUCUUCUCCCACACCCCACUCAUGCGCCUCUACACCUCCGGAUCCUGGAACGCCAACACCCAGUGGCCGGAGGUGAACCUGGCCGACCUCAUGCGUCUGGGACUGGUGUGGCACCUGGGCGGGUUCUACGUGGACACCGAUGUGGUGUGCAUCAGGCCCCUGACCGGCCUCGCUAACGCCAUCGGCUGGCAGGAGAUGUCGACGCUGGGCUCUGGGGUCUUCCACUUCAGCCGUCACCACCCCGUGCUGCAGAGAGUCAUGGCCCGUGCGGCGAGAACCUUUAAGACCAACAAGUGGGGCAGCAGUGGGCCCCACGCCUUCACCUGGGUGAUGAAGGAGCUGUGUGGUGGCGAGGUGCUGAUGGGGGGCAAGGCGGGCAGCUGCCAGGGCAUCCGGCUGCUGCCCAUCAGGGCCUUCUACCCUGUCCCCGCCCCUGUUUGGAGAACUCUCUUCACUUUCCAGACGCCGCGUGAGGUCACUGAGAGGUACCUGCACUCCUACAUGAUCCACACCUGGAACCAACUGAGUCAUAGCCAGCCAGUCGUCAAGGGUUCGGGAAGUAUUUACGACCAGGCAGCCAAAGUCUUCUGUCCCGUCACCCGCGCCCACGCCACCACACACGACCCUCUCUACUGAUUCCCAGGCCAUCACCCACCACCGUCUACUACUACUACUACUACUACCACUACGACGUAAGACUACUACGUCUACUACUACUACGUCUACUACUACCUACGCUACCGCCGUCUACUGACACGCCUGUCAUCUGGGAACGUACAUGCUGUUGCCUGCGGAAAACCGGAAGACAAUCGUCUCUGGAAGCUGCUCUAUUUCACGGGGUUAAUGGGGAUUGUUAGUUUAAGAUUGAUAGCCCCCUUACCCCUUAGUCUCAAGGAUAAGGGGGCCCAUGGGGAUGCCGAGAACCCAAUAUAUUUAUAAAUAUAUUUGCUAACACGUCUGGCAGCGUGAGAGUUCCAGGACCAACACUGUAGGCAAUCGCGGGUGUAGUACACUUUAUGAAGGGCAGACGUCAAUCUGUGUACUUAUGUAUGUAGGUUAAAUUAGCAUUUUAAAACCACUACAAUCACCUUCUGCGGUUGUUUAAUAAAUCACUGAACACUGAUGUUUAACAGAUCUCUCACCCUGUCCAUGGAGGGCAGAAGAAAAUGUAUAUAUGCUGGUUAGCAUUGUAAAUGUGUGGCCACGUCUGUGGUAGAAAAUCAUAAUUAAAAAAAUUUACUUUCAGAGCCAGUGUGGUCAUUCCUGGCCUCGCUGAUGCGAACUCUUGGUUUAAAUUGAUUCUCAGCUUAGGGGGGGGGGGCAUUAAUGUUUUGUUUCAUAUACUGUAUAUAAUUAUAUAUGAUUAAUGAUGCGUAUCUACUGACAGAGUCUUCACCCUCUAACCCCACUAUAUCAACUGUUAUAUUAUUCGGCAUUGUACAAAACUUACUAGUCAUAAAAAUUUGUUGUUUACAAAAUGAAAACACGAACAUUUUGUGUGUGAAUAUAUAUAUAUAUAUAUAUAUAUAUAUAUAUAUAUAUAUAUAUAUAUAUAUAUAUAUAUAUAUAUAUAUAUAUAUAUAUAUAUAUAUAUAUAUUCAGAAACAAGCGUUAUAUUUACUUAUCCAGUGUAAGGUGACGAAGCAUAUUGAGUCAUGUAAUCAUGUCAUUACUAAGCGAAGCCCGUUCCGAGAGUGUGGUAGUCUCGCACGUAGUAAACCCCAGACAUGUAUUCUCGCACGUAGUAAACCCCAGACAUGUAUCCUCGCACGUAGUAAACCCCAGACAUGUAUCCUCGCACGUAGUAAACCCCAGACAUGUAUCCUCGCACGUAGUAAACCCCAGACAUGUAUCCUCGCACGUAGUAAACCCCAGACAUGUAUCCUCGCACGUAGUAAACCCCAGACAUGUAUCCUCGCACGUAGUAAACCCCAGAGAGGUAGCCCCAAACGUUGUAAAACUUUUUUCAGCUUUACGCGUAGAACACACCCCAGAGAGAGGUAGCCUGGCACGUAGAACACACCCCAGAGAGAGGUAGCCUGGCACGUAGAACACACCCCAGAGAGAGGUAGCCUGGCACGUAGAACACACCCCAGAGAGAGGUAGCCUGGCACGUAGAACACCCCGGAGAAAAUCUAGUGUUUAUGACAGGAAAUACCAGACUGCCACAGGGAAACAGAAGCUAUAUAUAGUUCCUGAUUGAUUUCCUCUGGCGCUAGGAAUCGACACUUCCUAAUCACGUUUAACCACGAUAUAAGUUAAAGAAAUGCCCAUUUGAGAAAAGGUGAGCGUGUCCUUACACCGCCAAUUUGCACUGUAAGACCUUUGGUGGGGUGUUCUUCACUUGCUGUUAAAGGUCAGGUCCCCCUUCUCGGAAACUCCUAAAGUGGCAGAGCUUUUCGGGAGACGAAUGUAAGGCUCUCGACUCUCUCUUGAGUUCUUCCAGUACUUCGAGACGAGAUUUCCAGCCAAUAUGCGUAGUGCUUGUUGAUGACAAAGGUACAGGUGAACUGUUCACUCGCAACUAAUGUUCAUGCAGGUAUUAUGCGAUUCAGUGCUCACUGUUAAAACAGUUUACAGGUGUUGUGUGAAGUGUUCACUGUUAACUCAGUUAUAGAUGUCGUGUAAAGUGUCCACUUAUACCUUGGUCACAAGUGUCAUAUAAAGUGUCCACUGAUAGCCAUAUUUUCUUCAUUAUUUAUAUUUAUAUUAUACCGUAUACCAUCAUGAACAUUAUAUACAUCAUACUGUGGACGUAGAGUCAUUAUCCCAGUUGAAUGUGGUCAGUGUUAACAAAGACGCUAUACACGAUAUACAAGACGAUAUAUCUCACAUAUAUCAGUCAUUAUCUUGUCAAAGUUGACCAUUGUAAAUUAAACGUUUUCUAUAGUUCAGCAAUGCCUCUUAUUUGUUAUUUUAUUUUUGUAAAUAAAUAUUUACAUAAAAUGGC